AUGGCUUUCAUUCUUCAUGCACUUUAUACCUAUACAAUCAUAGGUCAUGGCAGUCUCUUGAUUGCCAUAUCUAUUGUAUGGAGCCUUCGAAUACAUAUUGCAGUUGUUGCAGUAAAUGAUUUGCUCAUCAGAGGGUUCUUUAUCCACCGGAUAUGGAGAUUGAGCAAGUUCAAGCAUGUUGUCAAAAUCAUCAAUAUACCAAGUGCAGUGUUUACUGCAGGUAUUACAGUAGCAUGUGCUGUAGAUUCAUUUUUUAUUCCUGUUGUUACUGACACAUCAACCACCUUUGAGUACUUGUUGAUUUUUGGGCUUAGCUUUGAAGCUUUAGCAGAUGUGUCAAAUUCUGCUCUUCUAUGCCUACUUCUCAGACAGCACAUGUCAGGCUUUAGGAGGUUAGUAUAUUAA
This is a messenger RNA of Fibroporia radiculosa, 405 nucleotides long. RefSeq lists its product as uncharacterized. Bases 1 to 405 code for a protein of 134 amino acids. Lineage: Eukaryota; Fungi; Basidiomycota; Agaricomycetes; Polyporales; Fibroporiaceae. The record is from RefSeq and is a predicted model, not a curated record. The transcript has 11 exons.